AUUCACCAAACACUUCCUCCCAUUGCUCGUAAACAAAGAUACUGCUUAACUUCCCCUUUCUGCUGCUAUACACAAUUAGCCCGGGGACGAGGUUAACAGUUCUGUUGCUCUGGAUAAAAGGGUCUGCUAAAUGAUCGUGUUAGUAACAAACCACCAACCCCCCCCCCCCAUUUCAUGGAUAAUAAUGUUUUGUACACUCAGUGCCUGGUUGGUUGCAUAUUAACUAGAACGACUUCUGAAGAACUGUAAAGUGUCAUUUGGAACUGUUAUGAAUGCCUUGGGCAUGACUAGUCUACGAUACCACUUAUCAUAGGGUGGGUUUGUUAUACUAAUCAAUGGGUACUUUUGAAGCAAAUGGGAGGUACCUUCUUUACAAUGUAGCAGGCUAGGGAAGAGAUGUGUUAUUGCCGGAACGUAAGUCACAGGAGCAUGGACUUGGCUGUCGCAAUCUACUGCACUUCUCAAUCGUAACAUAAAGAGUGGCACCUUCAAAUGGCAGCUCACAGUUCAACCACUCUUGGUCAAGACCCAUGUAUUUCAAAGCGGAUCCUGCUUUUACUUGGAGAGAGACUGAGUGGAAAGAGCUCAGUGGGGAACACCAUCUUGGGCAAGAGGGAAUUUGACACAGGGAUAAUGACAACUCACAGCUCCAAGAGGAAGGGCACUGUUGCAGGAAGACAGGUGACUGUGGUGGACAGUCCUGGAUGGUACGUCGGGAGCAGCACCCCUGGCAGAGUGGCACAGGAGCUGGGGCGAGCCCUGUCCCUCUGUUCCCUGGGGCCCCAUGCCAUCCUCCUGGUGGUCUCUGCCAUAGGUGACUUCAGUCAGGGAGAAUGGAGGGCCAUGGAGGAGCACCUGAGGCAGAUCCAGGCCCCUAUCUGGCAGCGAGCUAUAGUGCUCCUCACCCACGGAGCUGAGAUACCAAGAGGAACGUCCGCUGAGGAACACAUCCGAGGGAAGGGCAAGAGUCUCCUGUGGCUUGUGGAGAGGUGUGGGAACAAGUUCCAUGUUCUGGACAGCCACGCCAGGGACAAAGAGGUUCAGGUCCAAUUGCUGUUGGAGAAGAUUGAUAGGAUGGUUGAGAUAAAUAGGCGUCCAAGGGAAAUACAGGAGAGGUUGUACACCCAGGUGAGAGAGAGCUUAAGGAUGGGAGGAGGGAAACAGCAAGGAGAGGACAUGGAAAUGCUUGUCAUGCAGGACAUGAGGACAAGGCAGAACCAGCGGGUCACAGCAGUGGUACCCAUAGACACAUCUAAAUGUAGGCCAGCUGCGUUUGGCCUUGUGCUGCUGGGAAGAAGAUGUUCUGGGAAGAGUUCAGCAGGAAAUACCAUUCUUGGCAGAAGAGAGUUUGGUAGUGGCAAAAGAACAGUCCAUUGUGUGGUGGGACAGGGAGAGGUGGGAGGGAGGACAGUCGCGGUGGUGGACACUCCCGGUUGGAGUCUCUACGGUCUGUCCAACCCGAAGCAGGUCAGACUGGAGAUGAGAGGCAGUGCAUCCCUGUGCCCCUAUGGGGUAGUUUGUACAUUCCUCUUGGCCAUACCUGUUGACUCCUUCACAGAGAAAGAUAGGUGUGCUGUGGAGAAAUACCUGAGUGUUUUGGGUGAGGGGGUAUGGCGAAGCACCAUGGUGCUUUUCACCUAUGGUGAUGAGUUAAGAGGCAGAACCAUUGAGGAGCACAUUGAGGAGACUGGAGAGCCCCUCCGUGGGCUGCUGGGGAAGUGUUGUCACAGGUACCAUGUCUUAGAUAACAAUAUUAAGGGCGAUCUAACCCAGAUUAUCGAGCUGUUGCAGAUGGUGGAGCAGUUGUAGACACUGGAUCAUUCACCUCUGCGGAUAACACCCUGUUAAUUAAAACGGUUGAAAUUAUACAUUGAUGUAAUUUGCGCCAAAUUAUUUAAAGUAAGUUCUUGUAUGGCCUUAUCUAAAACAAAAUGUCUAUGUUCUUCUGUAUCCAGUCAAAUCAUUUAAAAGGUCCACUGCAGCCAAAAAUGGGGUUUAAUAUAUAUUUCCACACCAUGAGGUUGGAAUAAUACUGUGAAAUAGUGAAAAUUAGGAUAAUGUCCUUUCAGUGUUAGAGUUGUUUGAUAAAACCACCUGAAACCUCUGUCUGUUUUGGUGGGAUAUGGUUUUGGUCUUUCCAUGGUGACAUUACCAUGCUGUAAUUUGACAUUCCUCGAUUAGACUAUAUUUGAAGGAAAACAUAGAUUAUAUUAAUUCAAUUAUGAUUGGCUUGAUUAAGUUACCAAUGUUAGAUGUAGACAGUUCAGGAAUACUUACUUUUCCCCUUUUGAUAAGAAAUGAUCAUACUGUAUUAAGUCUGUAUUAAGUUUUUAUUAAUGUAUUAAAUACAUUGGAAAUGAAAAGUAAGUCAACCAACAACACAAGCUUUACAUUAAUAAAAAUGUGUCGAGUAAAUUGCCACAGUAGAUUCUCUCUUGUAAACAAGGAAAUACCUACUAUCAAUUUCAACGGAAUUGAUAGUUCUCAAAGAGUUAAAGCUAUGCUUAGUCUGCUCAAACAUUAGGUUUAUUUACACUGAAUGUAAUACCCACCAGACGGAUAAAUAGUCUUGAACAUGUUUGGCAGCAAACACUGCAGUCAACAUUGUUUUUCCUGUGUUUUCUAUCACAUUGUACAACAGCUGAUGAAACUAACACUGUAAAAUUGUGAGAAAAUGUGAUCACUGUUAUUUCCAGCCGCGUCCUCAGAGCAUGCUGGUUGGUGUGUUUACGGACAUAUUCAAU
Molecule: messenger RNA, 2744 nt
Organism: Oncorhynchus mykiss (rainbow trout)
Lineage: Eukaryota; Metazoa; Chordata; Actinopteri; Salmoniformes; Salmonidae
Product: GTPase IMAP family member 8
Molecular function (GO): GTP binding
Source: RefSeq, a predicted model, not a curated record